AUGGCGGCGGCCGACGACCGGCGGUGGCCGACGACCGGCGGCGGCGGCGGCUGGCGACCGACGGCAGCGGCCGCCGACCGACGGCAGCGGCCGCCGACCGACGGCAGCGGCCGCCGACCAGGGCGGCGAUCGGUGGCAACGGCGGCGACGACCGGCGGCCGGCAACCGACGGCGGAGGCGGCGACCGGCGACCGUGGCCGGCGGCGGCGGCGGGCGACCGUCGGCGGCGGCCGGCGACCGGCGGGGCGGCCGGCGACCGGCGACCGGCGGGGCGGCCGGCGGCGGCCUCUACCAAUGGUCGCCACACCUCUACCGGAGCUUACGACAACUAACGGUCGACGCCGUUGGCCUCCUCCGCCGGCAACCACCAUCGGCAACCGCCGACGAUCGCCGGCGGGGGCCGACGGUGGUUAUCGGCGACGAUCGAUGACGGUGGUCGGCGGCGACGAUCGCCGAAGGUGGUCGCCGGUGGCGAUCGCCACCGCCGACGGUCGGCGGGCGACGACCUGUGGUGGUCGCCGACAGCGGUGGCGGUCGGUGGGCGACGACCGGCGUUGGUCGCCGACGGCGGUGGCGGUCGCAGGCGACCGGCCGGCGGUGGUCGCCGGCGGCUGGCGGCGACCGGCCGGCGGUGGUCGCCGGCGCCCGGCGGUGGUCGCCGGCGCCCGGCGGUGGUCGCCGGCGCCCGGCGGUGGUCGCCGGCGCCCGGCGGUGGUCGCCGGCGCCCGGCGGUGGUCGCCGGCGCCCGGCGGUGGUCGCCGGCGCCCGGCGACGACCGGUAGGCGGGGCCGACGGCGGUGGGCAGCGGCAGCCAACGACAGUGGAUGGCGGCCACAGUGGACUAGGGGUAUAUUCGACAUUUAA
Molecule: messenger RNA, 864 nt
Organism: Zingiber officinale
Lineage: Eukaryota; Viridiplantae; Streptophyta; Magnoliopsida; Zingiberales; Zingiberaceae
Product: translation initiation factor IF-2-like
Exons: 1
Coding region: 1-864 (287 amino acids)
Source: RefSeq, a predicted model, not a curated record